Molecule: messenger RNA, 558 nt
Organism: Hyphopichia burtonii NRRL Y-1933
Lineage: Eukaryota; Fungi; Ascomycota; Pichiomycetes; Serinales; Debaryomycetaceae
Gene: IMP1
Product: endopeptidase catalytic subunit
Exons: 1
Coding region: 58-504 (148 amino acids)
Cellular component (GO): mitochondrial inner membrane peptidase complex; membrane
Molecular function (GO): serine-type endopeptidase activity
Source: RefSeq, a predicted model, not a curated record
UUUUAUCAUUUCGUACUUGAGUAUGUUUAUGAAUUCAGUUUAACUGGAGGUGAAUCAAUGCUUCCUACUAUGCAAAAUAAUUCUGAUUGGGUGCAUGCAGUAAAAAGUUAUAGACUUGGUAGAGGUAUAGAUAUGGGGGAUUGUAUAGUGGCACUCAAACCAACCGAUCCUUAUCAUUAUGUUUGUAAAAGAAUAACGGGCAUGCCUGGAGAUGUAAUACUUGUUGAUCCUUCCUCAUCGUCAGAACUUACAAAUACUCCUACAGAAAUUAUUAAACACGACGGUUUUAACAAAUAUAUUAAAGUACCAGAAGGCCAUGUGUGGGUGACGGGUGAUAAUCUUUCUGCAUCUUUAGAUUCAAGGUCUUAUUCAUGUAUACCCAUGGGGUUAAUUAAAGGUAAGAUUGUGGCUGUUAAUUCUGCAAAUAGAGGUCUAACUAAUGAAGAAGGAAAAUUAUGGUUUUGGAAUUUUAGAAAAAUGGAAAAUAGCUUCAUUGACAAAUGAUCAACUUUUUUAAUUCAUUUCUGCAUUUUUUUUUUAUAUAUACGUAUACAUAAA